GGCGGCACGGCCGGAGCCGGCGAGCAGCCUCGCUCUCCGCCAGGAUUUAUGGAGGUGCUGAGGAGCAGCUCUGAGCCCCGCAGCCCCCGGCAGCCCGCCCCGUGAAGCAGCGCCUGACCCUCUCACCUCGUCUCACCCGGCAUCCCGACCCUCCGACUCAACCAUUCAAGGCUCCCGUGCAUGGAUCGCCCCAGCGAGGGACCGCUGCCGGACGCCGCCGACGCCGCCCCGUAGGCUCCCGGCCCCCCGUGCCGCCCCCAAGUACUCCACAUACCCCGAUGGGGUAACGUGACGGGGGUCACCCUCCCGCCACCGCCACCCCCCAUAUGCAGAGGCCUUUCUAGAGCGCCAGGGAGCGCGCGGCACCGGAGGCGGCAGCCGUUCGCCAUCGUACACACGCCAAGGACGCCGACACUACAGCAAAGGGAUUUUUUUUUUUAUUAUUAUUAUUAUUAUUAUCAUUAAUAUUAUUUUUUUCCGCCUGGCUUUUUCCCCGGGGAGGCUUGCAGUGUGUCAAGGAAGCCGGUGCGCUCCCAGGAGCUGGGAUUAUUUGCACAACGUCUGUAUAUUGAGUUCUUGAUCCUGUUUUAUUUUUAUUUUUGAAGUGCAGAGGGGUGGUGGGGUUUUUUUCCCCCUCCACACCACGCUUUUCUUGGGUUUUUCCCCCACUGCCGUCAGCACCACAUCACCCUCUUCCCAUCCCACCAUGGCCCGGAUGAACCGCCCUGCGCCGGUGGAGGUCUGCUACAAAAACAUGAGGUUCCUGAUCACCCACAACCCCACCAACGCCACGCUCAGCACCUUCUUGGAGGACCUAAAGAAGUACGGUGCCACCACGGUGGUGCGAGUGUGUGAAGUGACCUACGACAAGACCCCCCUGGAGAAGGAUGGCAUCACCGUCAUGGAUUGGCCGUUCGAUGAUGGAGCGCCUCCUCCCAGCAAGAUAGUGGAAGAUUGGCUCAACUUGCUGAAGACCAAGUUCUGUGAAGACCCCGGCUGCUGCGUGGCCGUGCACUGCGUGGCCGGCCUGGGGCGCGCUCCCGUCCUCGUCGCGCUGGCCUUGAUCGAGAGUGGGAUGAAGUACGAAGAUGCCAUCCAGUUCAUCCGACAGAAGCGCAGAGGAGCCAUCAACAGCAAGCAGCUGACAUACUUGGAAAAAUACCGACCAAAGCAGAGACUCCGAUUUAAGGACCCUCAUAACCACAAGAACAAAUGCUGCAUCAUGUAACCUCAAUGACCUCUUGCCAAAAUCCGUGCACACAGACACCCGGGCACUCACACGCAUCCCACCCCCUCACCUCCUCGCCCAGCCCCGUGCACCCCACGCGCCACCCCACUGACAGGGCUGGGGUGGGGGGACAUGGAGCACCACCAAAGUGUUCCAGCACCCACAGCAUGGUUACCUUGCCGGACCCCCAAAUAAGGCUGCUCUCUCCAGCUACAGCCCCGAGGAGUGAAGGGAGCGCUGCCCUUUGACUCUUGGCGUUAGCAGGCAAUGAGCUCACAUGACGGUUCUUCAUCACCUUCCUCCUCCUCCCUUUCCCCUCCCAUUGCAGUGAGAGGGAUGGGUGGAGGGUGCUUGGUUUGGGGUGAUGCAGGCAGGGCUGUGCCACCUGAGAAGGGAUGGGGAGCAGGAGGGCCAGAGGAUCCCCAGAAAAACCCUUUCCUACCUCUUCCCUAUAAAUAAGGGCUGCAGCAGCGAGGACGGAAUUGGGGAUGGCGCAUUGGCCUCAGUGGGGAAGAUGGUGAUAGCAGGGAGAGGUGAAGGGGGCUCGUAGCUUGGUGCUGGCCUUGUGGCCAUGGGAAGGGCUGAGCUACGUCCCCCCAACACCAUUCCCUUUCUCCUGACCCCUCUGCCACAUCACCAUCUCCGCGUUGCCUUGAUGCCAGCCGGGAUGCUGCAGAUGGGGCUCACUGGGGGCUUGCUGCAGCGAAGGCAGAGGCGCUGGGAAACUGGGGAACCGUGGCAGGGCUUUGAGGCACCCAGCUUUGCCGGGGUGCAGGGUCAGCAUUGGGUCCCCCAAAGUGUGGGGUGCUCUUAUUUAUAGCUUCCAAAUUCAAUGCACAGGGUGGUGGGUCCUCUCCUGUCAUGUCCCCAUCACUGAGCCAUGGCACAAACCCCAAUUCUGGCUGCAAUGCCCUGGGGACGCAACGCAUAUCUCGGGGCACGACCAUGUCCUCCACUGCUGCGUUUGCUGUUCAAGGGGCUGGGCUGCAGUUUUCCUGGGGGAUUUUGGGUGCUCCUGGCAGGAGCACAUCACCAAAUUUUGCACCUGCCUUUCCCAUACCCGGGGGCAUCUGUAACGCGACGCCUGGCACCCCAAAACCCCCUGGCGCGUGCCCUGGUGGAGUGAACUCAGAUCUGCCCCUGAGCUGGGACAUUAAACAUCUCUCAACUUUCUGCCUUUGAACACUUGCAGCAGCUGGAGCGGUGGGCAUGUAGGGGGUGUGGGGGUGUUUUUUUCUUUUGACGAGGAUAAGAAGAAAUUUGCUAAUUAAAGGAAAAAAAAAAAACUUUAAAAAAAACCUGUUUGUCUUCCGCACGUCCUCUGGCCUUUGUUUCUCCCAUCACUGCCUGGUGGAGCCCAGGAGGUGACCCAUGGCCUCACCAGACCGAUCCCCAGCACCAGGUCACAGCCAGCUGUCAUCUGCUGUCACCAUGGUAUACAUGUGGCCCAAGGGAUGCUCCAGGUAUCCUUUGGGCUCUCUGCUGCUCACCCCCUCAGCUUCGAAGGAUCCCAGAUGUUGGGGCAAGGAGGGCUAGUCAUCCAGUGUCUUGUGGUUUUAGGCUGCCCAACUUGAGAUGCCUUCAGUGCCCUGUGUUGGGUAUCUCCAAAGGUUUGUGUGCCUUCCAAAACAUAGUAUCUAGAGACAUUUGCUUCAGAGGAUUCAUCUCUUGGGAUAAAUGGUGAGGAAGGCUGGUUAGACACUUUCGGUACCUGUAGAAGGAUAGGGGACAGCUUCAUGCCACCGCAUGUGGGCAAAGGAGGAGCUUGGAGCCGUUGCCAGCACCACUCCUCCUCUCCCAGUGGGAGCCAAGCCUGCAUGGCAAGGAUGG
Molecule: messenger RNA, 3058 nt
Organism: Gavia stellata (red-throated loon)
Lineage: Eukaryota; Metazoa; Chordata; Aves; Gaviiformes; Gaviidae
Gene: PTP4A3
Product: protein tyrosine phosphatase 4A3
Exons: 6
Coding region: 707-1228 (173 amino acids)
Biological process (GO): protein dephosphorylation; endothelial cell migration
Cellular component (GO): nucleus
Molecular function (GO): protein tyrosine/serine/threonine phosphatase activity
Source: RefSeq, a predicted model, not a curated record